CUUCGUAGGUUUGUAAGUCAGCCAUGCGAGCAGGUAAUAAUUACCACAAGCAAUGUCCUCUGUGCAAGCCAAAUAGCUGUUAUUUUUUGUGAUACCAGUACCAGUGGCUAAAGCAGUGACUAGUGACAAAUGGUGCUAUAAAAGACACAUUGAUGUAUCAUCCAGUGAUUUCGGCCAUCCCUGCCCAUCAAGGCAUGCAAAGCGACAUGAUCCUCAAUUCACAGAAACUCUCAGUCAACGACAAUGUCUUGAUUGCUGAAGCCGUUGGGAAUCCUGUGAACGGUCUGACCAACCACAACCACGUCCAGCUCAUUUCGAAUGGGAGCCAGACGACCCCAAGCACCGGCGCUAACAAUGGAAACGGCCUGGCGAGCGGAGGAAAUGGAGGUGGAUCCGGGCGAUCUACCCCCAACAACGACCCCGCCCCCAACAAGCUCUUUGUCGGCGGACUCAGCUGGCAGACGACUCCCGAGAAGCUUCGGGAAUACUUUGGCGUAUUUGGCACUGUUACCGAUGUCCUCAUCAUGAAGGACCCCAUGACUCAACGAAGUCGAGGGUUUGGCUUCAUCACUUUCGCUGAUGCGACCAGCGUGGACAAGGUGCUUCAGGUCUCCAGUCAUACCCUGGAUGGGAAGAAGAUCGACCCGAAGCACGCCACUCCGAAGUCUAAGAAGGGGACAACCAAGACCAAGAAGAUCUUCGUUGGAGGACUAAGUCAAGAGACGUCUGUUGAGGAAGUCAAACAGUACUUCUCUCAAUUUGGCACUGUGGAAGAAGCCGUGCUCCUCAUGGACAACCAGACGAAGCGUCACCGUGGCUUUGGCUUUGUGACCAUGCUGAAUGAAGACGCCGUGGACAGGAUCUGUGAGAUUCACUUCCACACGGUGAAAGGGAAGCGAGUGGAGUGCAAGAAGGCACUGCCCCGAGAGGCCGUAUCCCAGCCGACCCCAUCUCUUGCCCUCCUGAUGGCUCGUCAACGACUUCUCACCGCGGCAGCUGCCGGGAUGCCGGCAGGCCUCGUUCCCGCGGCUGCAACUGGUGUUCCAGGCCUCAUGGGGCUUGGAGUGGCAUCCGGUCCACAGGUAAAUACCAGUCACUUCUCGGCGGCUGGUGCCUCUGCCCUACAACAAAUGGGAUUGGCUGGGGCCACCUCCUUGGCUGGUUCAUCAGCAGCUUGCGCGGCCGCUGCUGCCGCUGCGGCUACACCUACCUCAGUCUCGACCACUCAAGCCUCGGUUCAAGCCCAGGCCCAGGCGCUGUCCCAAGGUGGGUAUGGGAAACUGCUGGCCUACCAGAAUAUGGCUUCGGCAUAUCGCUUCUCUCCCUAUGGAGUCCCUACAGCUGCAGCGGUCACCCCGACAAUGGCCUCCAACACUCCCUACAUGACGAGCUACGCUCUACCGACUGCUUUCGACCUCUCCUCGCUUCAGGGUGUAGACUGGACCACCCUGGGGCUUCCUACCAUGUAUGCAGCCUAAGGCUGCUGCUAGUCCAAAUGUCUUUACCAGUGCUUCCAGCAGGUCCAUGUGACCGUUUCCUGGCUCUUUCACAUAUGGGAUUGUCGCCUUUGGAAACGAACGACCUUCCAGCGAUUAUCGUUGCUAGGACUCUUAAGUGUCUUGCCAGGUUCUUUUUUUCAUGCAAUGCCAUGAAGCAACAGCUUGUUUUGCUUCGUGGUCGUUGUGUUGUUGUGGUGGCGAGUUGUGGAAAAUUUAUAGUCAUGCUGAAUGAUCUCAUCCUUGGAAAAAAAAAAUCCUAUCUCUCUCCCAGAGGAGCAAUAAGGGAAUCAUUGGCUUCCACUCUGUGCAGAGACCUACCCUGCUACUCUUGGUAGGCAAUGUAUCCGGAUUUACCAAUUACAAGGCAGUCUACAAAAUUUUAUGCGUAAUAAUUUCUUGCAUUUAUCUCAAUUCGUCAAUGGCAUAAUGAAACUGCAUUUCCCAAACCAGUGGAUAUACAAGUGGAGGGUAGUUUACAAACCCCCCAUUCGCCUGUGAUAUCCCUUCUUCAAGUCAUUUUGUGAUGGAGAUCAAGAUUAUGGAGGUAAUAGAUGAAAUCUUUAGUCUGGAGUAUUUAUGAAUGUCAAAAUUCACCACUUAUCAGUAUUAAUCAUCCCAUACCAAAAGAAGCAAAGACAAAAAUGCAUUGCUUUAAAGGAACCAAGUGUUCAAAUACCUUCUUCUUGUACUUACAGCCCCCAUCAAGGGAACGAACACAUGAUCCCUUGUUCUGUUUCUUUGUGCCAAUUGAGCAAUAAUUUUCUCUGUGACAGAGAAAGAUUGGAAGAUAUUUUUGUAAGCGAGACGUCUGAGGGAGAAAAAAAAAUUGCAAAUUUCUUUUUUUCACCCGGUCUCAUUCUCAUUUCCAGCCGAGAAUUGGAAACACCAAUGUGGUUUGUCAUUGUGUCUCACUGAGCACUGGUUUCUCCCUCCCUUAGAGUUGAGAAUGCUGCUGGUAUCCUAGACGCUGUUGAUGUAGAGAGUUUCACCGGCACCGUAGUGGAGCCAGUGAUAGUUGUUGUAUCUUUACAUGGUAUUUUCGCUUUCUUCUCCUGUCUGCCUCGAGACGAGAUUCUUGGAGAAUCUCUCCUCAAUUGUCCACUGGACCUAAUUUUUGAUUCUACCUCUCGUGGGAUGGUUCGGUUUUUUUUUCAUUUUUCAUCUUUGCACUUUUUUUUCUCUCUCUCCCUCCCACU
Molecule: messenger RNA, 2695 nt
Organism: Darwinula stevensoni
Lineage: Eukaryota; Metazoa; Arthropoda; Ostracoda; Podocopida; Darwinulidae
Source: the annotation of a GenBank genome assembly